Molecule: messenger RNA, 1311 nt
Organism: Glycine soja
Lineage: Eukaryota; Viridiplantae; Streptophyta; Magnoliopsida; Fabales; Fabaceae
Product: transmembrane protein 56-B-like
Exons: 8
Coding region: 316-1125 (269 amino acids)
Biological process (GO): lipid homeostasis
Cellular component (GO): membrane; endoplasmic reticulum
Source: RefSeq, a predicted model, not a curated record
GUGGGAUUUGUUUGCUUUCCAAAGAACUUUGUCAACUGGGAUAUGCUAAAUGGAUGGCCAUAAUGUAUUUACAAUGGCAAAAGUCACAUGGGCUAAGAAUCGACACAAAAAAUAAUUCAACUUCUUAUGAAUUAUUAUGGAGAUGUUUUUAUAUAUAUAUAUAAUUGGUGAGAGGAGAGUCCACCAACACUAGUAUUAUCGUAUCCCUUCAUAAUAGAAUAUACUUUGAACUCAGGCACACUGGUGCAUAAUACUGUCAUGUCAUGUCUUCGAUGUUGUUUGGUUUGAUUCAGCAAAUUUGAACAAAAGGGCUUGAUGGAAUUAACUUCUUCUUUUGGUUUAACCUUCUUCUAUGACUAUGCUACUCCAAGCAAAGUAGUCCUAUGGCUGGCAUCUAUCUUCUCCGGCAUCAUCUUAUGCGUUCUUGUUUAUACAUCAACUGCUAUUUUAAGUUCUUUGUUGUUCAAGGGAUAUGGAAAAUUGAGCAGUGCAGAGAAAAUUGAAUGGAAUAACAGGGGAUUCUCUACAUUUCACGCUCUUUUUGUAUCAUCUGCAUCUUUCUACCUCCUCAUCUUAUCAGAUGUCUUCAAUGUGAAUUCACAUGGCGACGUAGUUAUUAAUAGAUCAUCAACAUUAUCAGAUGCAGUAUUGGGGAUUUCUAUUGGUUAUUUUCUAACAGAUUUGGCAAUGAUUCUUUGGAAUUUUCCAGCUUUAGGGGGUCUUGAAUAUGUUCUACACCACGGCCUGUCCAUAGGUUCUAUUACACUAUGUCUGCUAAGUGGUCAAGUUCACAUCUACAUACUAAUGGUUCUUUUCUCUGAGAGCACUACUCCUUUUGUAAAUCUUAGAUGGUACUUGGAUAUUGCUGGCCUUAAGAGCUCCAAACUUUACAUUUGGAAUGGCAUCGCAUUGUUCUUUGGGUGGUUGGUUGCAAGGAUUUUCCUGUUCAUGUUCCUAUUUUACCACAUAGGGACCCGUUAUGUAGAGGUGAAGGAGAUCUUUCUAUUUGGUUUUUACACCUUGAUUAUGGUGCCUUCUGUGUUGGCAGUGCUGAACAUAUUUUGGUUCUGGAAGAUUGCAAAGGGCAUGGUUAAAACUCUCACAAAAGCAAAACACAGCAAGUGAGACUGACAAAUACACUUAACAUAGUAUCAAUCAACAUUACCAAUGAGAAGGCCAGUAAUGGUUUUAUAGUAGAGUUACGACCAACAUUUUUAUUUUAACCUGUAAGCUUUACUACACUACUACAGUUGGAUAUUUUGAAUUUUGAAUGUUAAUUGAAUUUAUUUUAGUGGCAAAAUAUUAUCUCAA